Molecule: messenger RNA, 876 nt
Organism: Adineta ricciae
Lineage: Eukaryota; Metazoa; Rotifera; Eurotatoria; Adinetida; Adinetidae
Source: the annotation of a GenBank genome assembly
AUGCUGAAUAGUAUUAUUUACAUUUUUACUCUCGUAUUCUACUUCCAUGUGUCUAUAGAAUCGAUUGAGAUUAGUCCUUGUGCUAAGUGGGAUCCAAAUGGUAAAACAGUAGCGGGUACAGGUAUCAGUGGUGCUGGAGCAACUGAUUUGUCUAUGCCGAAAGGAAUUUUCAUGUUGACAAGAACUAAUACAUUAUAUGUAGCUGAUUUUGGUAAUCAACGAGUUCAAAUGUUUUCAUUAAAUACACCUCACGGUUCAGAUGAUGAUGACGGACCAUCAAUAUACGUUUCGGUUUUUAUUGGAAAUCGAGUAGAAAAAUGGACGAAAGGAGCAUUGAAAGGUAUUCAACUAGGUGAUGAAUGUCGAUCAUGUUUUGGUAUAGCAGUUGAUGAAGAAAAGAACGUCUAUAUGUCAGAAUCGGAUCGACAUCGUGUAAUCAAAUGGUUACGAAAAACAAAUUUGACAGAAGUUGUUGCUGGUCAAACGGAUGAGAGAGGAAAUGGAAAUGAAUAUCUUAGUUCACCUGAUGGGCUUUAUUUUGAUCGAACUACUGAUGAUUUAUAUGUGGCCGAUUCAGGAAAUGCUCGAAUUCAAAAAUGGAAAAAGAAUGCUUUCUCAGGCGUUGAAGUUGCUGGAUCGAACUGGACUGAUUGGGCUCAUGAUACUGAAACUUUAGCUUCACCCAAUGGUGUAUGGGUUGAUGAACAAACAAAAAUUGUGUAUAUAUCUGAUACAAGUCAUCAUCGAAUCAUGCGUUGGAUGCCAGGUGCACUUGUGGGUGUUGUCAUUGCUGGUGGAAACGGUAUGAAUCUAAACUAUCAGCAGAUAUAUAUUAUGCUUUUAGAAUCAAAUUUUGAGCAAGACACCAGUUUUUGA